CGUCGGGCCCCCAGGCGGGGUGACGGCCCCCAGGCGGGGCGACGGCGUCGGGCCCCCAGGCGGGGCGACGGGCCCCCAGGCGGGGCGACGGGCGUCGGGCCCCCAGGCGGAGCGGCGGGCCCCCAGGCGGAGCGACAGGUCUCGGGCCCUCAGGCGGAGCGACAGGUCUCAGGCCCCCCAGGCGAAGCGGCGGGCACCGAGUCACCAGGCACGACAGUGGGCUCCGAGUCAACUAGCAUGACAGCGGGCACUGGGUCACCAGGCAUCAGGUCAUUUGGCUUACCAGCGGGCACCGCGUCAUCUGGCAAGGCAGUGGGCACCGGGUCACCAGGCAUUGGGUCGUCUGGCUCGACAGCGGGCAUCGGGUCACCAGGUCAUUUGGCUCGCCAGCGGGCACCGCGUCAUCUGGCAAGGCAGUGGGCACCAAGUCCCCAGGUACGACAGCGGGCUCUGAGUCAAUUGGCACGACAGCGGGCACCGGGUCACCAGGCAUUGGAUCGUCUGGCUUGACAGCGGGCAUCAGGUCACCAGGCAUCAGGUCAUUUGGCUCGCCAGCGGGCACCGCGUCAUCUGGCAAGGCAGUGGGCACCAAGUCCCCAGGUA
This is a messenger RNA of Staurois parvus, 603 nucleotides long. Lineage: Eukaryota; Metazoa; Chordata; Amphibia; Anura; Ranidae. The record is from the annotation of a GenBank genome assembly.